AUGGUAUGGUCACAGUUAGAGCUUGAAAAACCUCAUAUAGCUUAUGCUUGUGUGGGGAUAUUCAGUACGAUUUUCUCGUUGGUUUCACUCUUUGUGAAAGAGAAGCUUUUCAUUGGUGAAGCCACGGUAGCGACAGUAGCGGGUCUCAUCCUUGGGCCGCAUUGUUUAGAUUGGUUUGACCCCGUAACUUGGGGGAAUACAGAUUACAUCACCUUGGAAAUCUCAAGAAUUGUCCUUUGUAUUCAAAUUGUUGCAGUUGCUGUGGAAUUGCCCAGAAAAUAUAUGAAGAAGCAUUGGCUCUCGGUAGCCAUUUUGUUGUUGCCAGUGAUGACAGUAGGUUGGCUUGUUGUUGGAUUAUUCAUCUGGUGCUUGAUCCCACACUUUGAUUUCCCAUCGGCGUUGUUAGUGUCAGCUUGUGUUACCGCCACGGAUCCUGUUUUGGCAGCUGCCGUUGUUGGUAAGGGUAAGUUUGCUGAAAGAGUUCCUGGUCACUUGAGAAACUUAUUGUCUGCAGAAUCCGGAUGUAACGAUGGUAUGGCAUUUCCAUUCAUCUACCUCUCAUUAAAUUUGAUCUUGCAUCACGGAAAUGCAGGCGAAAUUGUUAAAGACUGGAUAUGUUUGACCAUUUUAUGGGAAUGUCUCUUUGGAUGUCUUCUUGGAGCAUUUUUAGGGUUCAUUUUAAGGAAAGCUGUAGCAUUUGCGGAAGCAAAAGGUUUGAUCGAUAGAGAAUCCUUUUUAGCGAUUUUCGUAUUCUUGGCUUUCAAUAGUGCUGGUAUUGGUUCAAUGUUGGGGGUUGAUGAUUUAUUGGUGUCAUUUGCCGCUGGUACUGCCUUCGGCUGGAAUGGUGACUUCGCUAAGAAGACAGAGGAAUCUCAUGUCUCCACUGUCAUUGAUUUGUUACUUAAUUUGGCAUAUUUCGUUUACUUCGGUGCAAUUAUUCCAUGGCCGCUGUUCAAUGAUGCUUCCUUGGGAUUAAACGCCUGGAGAUUAGUUAUUUUAGCCAUUGUUAUUAUAUUCUUAAGAAGAAUGCCUGCAGUCCUUGCAUUCAAGCAUUUCACUCCUGAUAUUAAGUCGUGGAGAGAAGCUUUGUUCUGUGGUCACUUUGGUCCAAUUGGUGUCGGUGCUGUCUUUGCUGUAAUCUUGGCAAGAAAGGAUUUGGAAGGACAUUAUACUCAUGAAGAAACUCCAUUGGCCUCCUUACCCAGCGAUACUUUCCCUCACUAUCAAUUGCUUGCCGCUAUGUGGCCAAUUGUUUGCUUUAUUAUCUUGACGUCUAUUAUUGUACAUGGUUCAUCUGUCGCUGUAUUGACUUUAGGUAAAAGACUUAAUAGAAUGGCAAUCACAAUGUCUUUCACCACUACCAAUACAAGAGAUCAAGGUCCAACCUGGAUGUCACGUUUGCAAAAGUUGGAAAAGGCCAACACUGGAUUUUCAUUACAUAGAAUUGAUUCUGAUACUGAACAGACUAGUAAUGAGACAAAGGUAGAACUCGAUGAUGUUUCAAUCGCUAACACAAAUGCCAACGGUGAUGUGCUUCCACAUUCCAAUACAAUUGAAACUAGUGGUGUUAAGUUUAGACCUGCAGGUGGAGCUAAAAGAAAGAAGCACAAGAAGAAGAAGAGACCAACUCCAGGUGAAAGACUUAAGAAAUCCCUUUCUAGGCAAGAUGAGCAUAUCGAAGGUGGUGAAGGAAGAAAGCCAAGACCUCAGACAGAAUUCUUGCAAUUGGGUAGGAAUAAUAAUACCAACAAAAUUCACGAGGAAGAUGAAGGUGAUGAUACUAUCGAUAAUACCACUAAUGGCAAUAAGGAAAGCUCAGGUGGGGAUUCUGAAUUGUCCUCUGGAUCAAUUGAAGAGGCUAAGCAACAAAAUGAUGAGAGUGUUAAGUUGGACGUUCAAGUUCCAGUAGGAGAUCUUACUCAGGAUGUUGAGAAGCUGGCCCACGCCGCGUACCAAGAAGGAGAUCAAAUUGUCAUUGAAGAUAAGGAUGGAGAAGUAUUAGAAACAUUAUCAUUAAAGAGUAGGAAGGAUUCGUUGCCUGAAAAUAACCUUGUUGAUAACCAAUUACAACGAGUCUAUAGUGGAAGUAUCCACUCGGAAGCAUCCUUACGUCGUGCUAUGACUAACUUUUCCAAUUAUUCUGAAGAUUCCAAGCAGGAUUCUAAUCUUUCUCCAACUGCUACUGCACCAUUGACUAAGGUUACAAGUCCACUGAAAAUCAAAGAGAAAAAGAAAGCCUUUUACAGGAAAUCAGAUCCAAAGCAUCGCAAGGUAUACGCUCAUCAAGUUGACGAUAUGAUUGUCAUUGAAAAUGAAGACGGUGAAAUUAUCAGAAGAUAUAAGGUCAAUCGUCAUGCUUCCCAAAGUGCACCUUCUGGAGGAAGGGCUAGAUCCGGUUCGAUUGUGGGCAAAGCAUUAUCGUACGUUGGAAUUAAGGGAAAGGGAACAAGUGGAGGAGAGGGCUUAGGAUCUGGUUCGCCAUCUAUAAAUGCCAUUGUUAGUGGAAGUUCCCAUGGAUCUGGCCAACCAGGUGAACCAGUAUUGGUAAAAGAGCACGAUUCUAAGGGUCCAAACAACCCAUUGAGGGACUCCAAGCUUGAAAAUAGCUUAGAACUGAAGAUCACCAAUAUCUUGAAGGGUACUGAUAAGACUUCAGACGCCAGGAGGCGCCCUACGGUUCCAGAAAUUAUUGAAGGAUCGGAAGAAGAAGAAGAAGAUUCUGAGGCUUCUGAAGACUCUGAAGAAGAAGAUUCGGAUGACGACUCAGAUGAAAUCUUACACGAAUCAGAAGUCGAGAAAAGGAGACGUUUGGCAGCAUUGGGCUUAGGAAAAGCAAGGGGCCAAAGAGAUGAAGAUGAUGAGGAAGAUUAG
Dujonia railenensis is the source of this 2871-nucleotide messenger RNA. The record is from the annotation of a GenBank genome assembly. NCBI's taxonomy places the organism in Eukaryota, Fungi, Ascomycota, Pichiomycetes, Serinales, Debaryomycetaceae.